Molecule: messenger RNA, 3280 nt
Organism: Alosa sapidissima (American shad)
Lineage: Eukaryota; Metazoa; Chordata; Actinopteri; Clupeiformes; Clupeidae
Gene: pcgf5b
Product: polycomb group ring finger 5b
Exons: 9
Coding region: 371-1087 (238 amino acids)
Biological process (GO): regulation of transcription by RNA polymerase II
Cellular component (GO): PRC1 complex
Source: RefSeq, a predicted model, not a curated record
CCUCCGCCCCUUUUCGUCUGUCAUCUCAACGCCGAGCAGUUCCGUAUUCUGCUGCUGUACUUUUUUUCAUGUACAGUUACCCCGCAUCACGUACACUGUAUGUGUUCAGAACGUACCGUCACCAACAUGGACUCGUGAUAUUUGGGAAGACCAAGAGGGUGAAUAUGCUUUCUACUUGGUACCAUGUCCCUGACCUUGCUUAACAUGAGGGCCCUCCAUGAAGCAUCCCAACGGAGUGGCAAAGUAACCUCACUCCCAUGAGAAGUACACCACCACCCACCACCACCCCAACGCACUGAGCUCAACAUCCCAUCCUGCGGGUCGCGAGGUCCCCCACCUCAUCCCCACCCACGCCCUGUGACCACCCAAGAUGGCCACUGCCCAUAGGAAGCAUCUCGUCAAGGACUUCAACCACUUCAUUACCUGCUACGUGUGUAAAGGUUAUCUGAUCAAACCCACGACUGUCACAGAGUGUCUGCACACUUUCUGCAAGAGCUGCAUUGUCCAGCACUUUGAAGAGAGCAACGAGUGUCCCAAAUGUGGCAUCCAGGUGCACGAAACAAACCCUCUGGAAAUGUUGAGGCUAGACAACACUCUGGAGGAAAUCAUAUUCAAACUUGUCCCCGGACUCAGAGAAAGUGAACAGCAACAGGAGAUGGAAUUCUGGAAAAGGAAUAAGUCGAGAGAAAAUGGAGAAGACGGCUGCCCCAGGGCCAAGAGAGCUCGUCUGGACGAAGAUGAAGAGGAAGAUGAUGGUACUGAUAAGGACUAUCACCGUAGUGACCCACAGAUCGCCAUCUGUCUGGACUGCCUGCGUAAUAACGCCCAGGUCGGAGAGAACACCGUCAAGGGCUUAAUGAAGAAGUUCAUCCGCUGUUCCACGCGAGUCACUGUCGGAACAAUUAAGAAGUUUCUCAGUCUGAAGCUGAAGCUUCCGAGUUCGUACGAGCUAGACGUUCUAUGCAACGGUGAGAUCAUGGGAAAGGACCACACCAUGGAGUUCAUCUACAUGACUCGGUGGCGGCUGCACGGGGAGAAUGCCUACCCCAUGGUACUGGAGUACAGGCCACGGAUCGACUUCGGUUAGCCAAUGAAAAUAAGCCUGGAGGCCACUUCUGCACUAACUUCAGCCCAUUGGUCGACAGCACAAUGAAUGGACACACCCACCAAGUGGAAUCAGAACAUAUUCUCACACAUGUUUUACUUCCUGAGGCCUUGACCUGAGACUUUUCUCUUUAAUGUUUUUUUAUGUAUAUUUUUGGAUUUCCAGUAUGUCGAAUUCCAGCAGUUUUUUUUUUUUAAAUCCAUCUCAGUUGGACAGAGAGAACAGAAGAACUGAUAAUGGAAUUUGGGAGAAGAAACCCAUCUCACAUCACAAUAAAAUGGUUUGAUUUUGUUUUUAAUUUUUCACUGUUUUAUUUUUUUAAAUUUGUUUAUCUUUUUGCUCCAUGCAGCACACAACACGAGAGAAAGAGAGAUGGAAUGGCCUCACAAGAUAAUGUUAUCAUUACAUGGCCAGAGUUGUUCAUCACCAACCAGAGCCAGUGGUGGCAGGUUAUGUGUUUGGUCUGAGAUUAGCAUCGAUGCCGCUAGCAUAGCGCUCAAGUAUCAUGUCCAGAUGCAUCUGCUCAGCGUUCUGUCUGUGAUCACAGUGCCUUUCUCUUCUGGUAACUUUUCCUAUGGAUACCUUCAAUGUAUCUCAAGUAAUUCCCAGCUUGUUAAUCACGAUGACUGUGUUAUGGUAUAUAGCCUACUACAGUACAUAUCCAGUGUGUAUUCACCCACAUCUGCAUUAUCUCCAGUGCACUCAGACAAAGUGCAAUGACACCAUAUGUCUCAUGACCUUACCAUUACAAGUGCCAUAUUCUAUCAGUGUAACACUGCAUAGAAAGGUGCAUACUGUAUCCAAAGGUUAAUCCUUUCAAGUAGUAAUAGCUAUAUACAGGCAGCAUAAUGUUAUGGUAAGCAGUACUAUACAGGGAAGAAUGCAGUAAAAAGCAUUGUGUGUUCAUUUUAAACACAUUCCUGACAGCAUGUGUAAGCCUGAAAUCCAUGUUUAUGUAUGUUAUGAAGUACUGCUUUUGUGCCUAUUUUGCAUCAUUUGAGAUGCUGAAAAUGCUUCUAGGUGUUCAAAGGGUUACCCCUUUUCGGUCCAACAACCCAUGAUCUAUUUUGUGUUUGUGUUGCCUCUUGUCGAUCUUUUGCAUUGUUGUCAGACCCAGAGGAGUCAGUUGCCACCAUCUUUGGCCUUGCUUAUAACUACAGCAUUCAUGACUUCCAACAAAGACAUUAACUCACAAAAUGUCAAUAAUCUCUUCUCUACAUACAGUAGAACAAUUGCUUGAAUGCUGGGCAACAUCUGCCCGUGGGUUAAGCAGAAAAAACACCCAACACCAAACCCUUGCUAAUUGCCUAUUCCAUAGCACUCCAUUCCACCAUUAAAUCAGUAACACAUAGAGGACUUGAUAGGAUCCAAUACUAUGUGGCAAAUGGAAGCCGUUUUGAGUUUGUUUGUAAAAUACUGGGAUGUCUGACACUCCGUCUGCACUAUGACCUUGGAUUUGUACUGUUUGUAUAUAUAGGUGAUCUACAAAGAGGCAUGCUCUGAUGUCCUAGUGGUUGAUACCGUUGUGUUACACUACUGCAGAAGAUGUUUUUUGUUGAAAAUGCUGUAGUAGUGGUUUGAAAUGUUUGUCUUUACCCCCAAGCGCCUAUGUUUCUACUGUUUAGCUUCUGAAGACUUGUGUUUUUUUUAUCGUUUUUUUUUUUUUUUUUUUUUUUUACAUUUUAUUUCUGUUUUCACUGUAAUGGGCAUUUUGGUCAAAUUAACUUGAAAUGCCUCGUUAGUAUUCAAGAGGUGUGAAGAACUGUCCUACCUUGAUUUAAUGCCUAUAGGUCUCCCAGAUACUGAAGUUCUUAGCAAUACAUUGCUGAAACAGGAUUUAUUUGACUUUGUUGAGAAGUGCUCAAGGUACUCAAAGACAAACAGGAUUCAACAUCAGUUUCAGUAAUAAUUCAUUCACAUGUGGCAUGACUUUCCACCUUGUUAAGCUUUGAUAACCAGUGUCAUGCAUGUCAUGUCAAGUUCAUGUCAUCUUAGAAGUACUAAUCAUGUCUAAAGGAAUUAUGGAAAGAUCCAGAUGAUUCUUCUGAAAUUCAUUAUCACUUUCCGAACAGGAUUUAUAUGUACAUUCUAAAGGCCCAUUCACACCAAGAACAAUAACGAUAAAUAUUGUUAAUAUGAAUGACGAUGUUCACACAUAAACUAUAACGAUAUGAA